AGGCUGGAUUCGUGGAAGGUCCCUGAGCGUCUGCAGGUUAGCAGGUUCUUCAAGGUGAACCCUGCCUCCAAAUACGACGAUGUGUACGGCUUCAUGGCUUUCUUCAAGGAUCAGCUUUCGGUGGACAGCAUGUAUCAACGAUACCUUCGUGACCUGCAACACAUAUCCAACAACUCAGGGACGCCAAAUUACGUCAAGACAGAGAUCGAGAGAAUUGUCAGAAAGACUACAUCCACGUACUUUGCUCAAGAGGCAGGAAGGCGAUCUCUCAAGCAGGACAGAGAUAGUGCUGAGAAUGCCGUCGCAUCCACAUUGCUCGGUGUAAUCGCCAGCGGUUCAAAAAGGGCUCACCCACACAACGUGCCCACCAGUCAAUGGGAUUCACACCCAAGACGCACCUCUAGCAAGGACCAGCGCAUUGAGUUACAGGAAGCAGAAAAAUUCCCCAACCCUUUCAUUGUUCCACCAUCCCAGGGCGAAGACACUCGCACGUUUCAAAGCAUAUCUCCCGCUGAAGAGGCAUCCGCUACAGAGUGCAGCAACCGGGAUCGGACUGAAGAUGAAGGAGAAUCUCAGGAAGAUAUGGUGGCCUUGACAGCCAUAACCCCCUUCGCUGAUUUGGUCACUACUCUCUAUUGCAAGUUUCGCCACAAACUCACAAGCACGCCACAACCCAUAACGACAUUCCCCAGUGAGUCCCUCCGGGAAUUGUAUUUUGUUGCAAGCUCAAUUCUGGAGAAGUGGGACCAAGCCGACAAAAUCACAAGAAAGGAUUGCUUUGUUGCGCUCAGCGGAAUAAUAAACACCAUGAGCCCCGCCAACAGAAUUCAUUACAGCAAGUUUGAUGAGAUAAAGAGUGCAUGCGUUAUCCAGGAUAUGUUCCAUGUCUCACCGUCACAACGGACGAUCUUCCAGCAGCUCAAGUUAGCCUUUGGGAACAAGAAGAAACAGUCAUUAGCCCGCCUUCGCAGAUACUGCCAGAGAAGAUCACUCGAGAUCGAGGAGCAGGAGGAGAAGGACGAGUGUGUAGAAGGACGGGAGGAGAUGAUGAAGGAGGAGCGAAAGAUUAUGGACACCUUGGCAGAGCUGUGCAAGGAGAUCGAAGUCAGUACGAUGAGGGACAAGCCUUCAGAGCAAGAAGUGGUCUGUGUAUGGCGAAAUAUCGCUCGUGUUAUAUUUGAGGAUCACCUUAUCGUCCGCAUCGGUGAGCUAGGAGCUGAGGCCACGAGGGAGAACCGUGUACAGGUGGAGGAGCAGUUCGGAAAAUCGGAUGCCAACAUCAGAAGUAGAAAGGUCGACAUUUACCUACAGGUUCCCGGGCAAGAGACGCGGAAACCCCUCGGAGUGUGCACAUGGGAGGCGAAAGUAACAGACACCUCGACCGAGCAACUGCAAAUUCAGCUGCGCAAGAAUAUCAGGACUAACGCAGCGCUCGCGAAUGCAGUCAGGAUGUAUGUGGACCCGACCUUCCCCAGACGGUCACCGAUCAUCCUGGACAUUGAAGGCCCACGUGCCUUGGCAUACAUGGUCCGCAAAGUCGACACAAGUGUAUUCGGAGCGGGUGCAGUGUCGCCCCAAGCGAUUGCAUUACCAACGUGCGCCGAGGAUAUCAUCCACUUUCUGGAUUCUGGCCAUCUAUCCGCGUUAUUGCGCGUCGGUGAGCACAACAUCUCAUUCGCAGAGAUGGUCAGGGCAGGAAUUAGGAAGCAUUGCGAUGUUCAAUUGUACGCCAAGGUAGCAGGAGAACCAAUGCCUGAUACCAUGGAGCCCUCGAUUAUCUUUACGCCCACCAAGAAGCAGCAGAAGCAGAGGCAGUAAUGCAUGGAAAAGUCAGGGUGACCGGGAUAUGCCUCGCUUGGUAAAUACAGUAUCCGCUUGGCCUAGAAUAACGUGCCAUCAACAGAUGCCAUUCAUACACAACAAUGAGCUGGUAAAAAUGAGUAACUACAGUACAUACACUCAAACAAAAAAAAAAAAAAAAAA
Messenger RNA from Gamsiella multidivaricata, 1983 nucleotides. RefSeq lists its product as uncharacterized. Bases 94 to 1818 code for a protein of 574 amino acids. The record is from RefSeq and is a predicted model, not a curated record. Lineage: Eukaryota; Fungi; Mortierellomycota; Mortierellomycetes; Mortierellales; Mortierellaceae. The transcript is spliced from 5 exons.